AUGCUUCACAGAAGUCCAUCGGGAGCGAAACGGAAGAUCCGGCAGAAGCGGGAUGGGGAAGGAAGCCGCCCAUCGCCAUUUCUCUCAUCUUCUUCUAGUUCAACCUCAUCGUAUCACGAAUCCUCAGCAUCGCCAUCAUCCACCGAAAACGUGUCGAACUACCGUAGCCUAAUCGAUUCCGGCGACUAUCAAUCAAUUCUGCCUGAUUUCAAUUCAACAGUGCCACCAGUGCCAACGCCAAGACUAAACGUACCGUACUCAUCAUCAAUGAGCUCUUUGGAACUCUCAUCGACGGCCAUUCAUAAACCGCCUCCGCCGCUUCCGCCGACGAAUGCGAAGCCAAUGAUUGAAGUGCAUCCGAUGCCCACUGACGAGUGCGCGUCGCUUUCAGGAUCAUCGAUUAGUAGCUCAACGGAUUUGGACUCUUAUAAGGCUAAGCCACUUCCACCAACGAAGCCAGCCGUGCCAGCAAAGCCGAAGACAUUGCUUAUGAAUCAUUUAGACAGGUCCACCUCAAUGACAUCGCUUUCGUCGCCGGUACAGCACACGACGUCGACAUUCCUCAACAAUUUCAUGCCGACGCCUUCGCUCAUCAAUUUGCAACAAAGCUAUCGGAAUCCUGACCUCGGUAGUCAAGAUCUCGCCAAAUUGGAGAAUACGCGGCAAGAGUCAAUUCAAAAGGUCAACAAGAUUCUAAUCAAUUACAAUGAGGAAAAAAACAAUAUCGAUCAUGAAAUGGAGGAGAUCCAACGCACCGGCGCAAGAAUCUUGUCGAUAAUUGAACGCCAUGAUAAACAUCUCGCCAACAAAGUUCGCCGCCAUUUGGAGAAUAGCAAGGAAUUGCUCGAAAUCGAAACCGAACUGGAAAUGCAACUCAAAAAGUUGAACGAGCGCUCAAAAGAUGGAACAAUCGAUAAACCGUCGGCUCAUUUCGAGGAGAGCCGAUUACGACGCCGAUUCCAAGAAAUCGAUUUGUUGCGAAAAAUCUAUUUGAGAAGAGAAAACGACAAUGAGAAAGACAUGGCGGAGCUUCUCACAGACGACGAGUUGCAGCAAUGGAAACGUUUCAAGAAGACAACAUUCCGUCUUUUGGCAAAUGAUGUCUCUGUCGACUAUUGCAUUCGUGAAUCGAAAAUGAAACUUGAUGCUCUUCAUUUGGCUCCAGGAACCAACACCUAA
This is a messenger RNA of Caenorhabditis bovis, 1179 nucleotides long. Lineage: Eukaryota; Metazoa; Nematoda; Chromadorea; Rhabditida; Rhabditidae. The record is from the annotation of a GenBank genome assembly.